GCGGCUCUCCUGUUGCUCUGAGGAGGCAGAGCCGGUGAUUUUCCACUGGCGAUCAUAUCUCUCUGGUCCCCCCUCGUUUGAGGAGACAAAGGUCAGAAAGACGAGUUUAUAAAUAGGACAAAUUAAAGGCUCGCUGCGCGCUCAAGUCUCACUCGUGGACACAAGAGAACGUUUUUCCAUUUUUUUGGACGGAAUCAUUGAGAAUUUCCAUCAGGACAGCAGAAAUGGCUCAAAAAGAGAAGCUCCAGUGCCUGAAAGACUUCCACAAGGACACGCUGAAGCCGUCCCCCGGUAAGAGUCCCGGCACGCGACCCGAAGACGAAGCCGAGGGCAAGCACCCCCAGAGGGAGAAGUGGUCCAGCAAGCUGGACUUUGUUCUGUCCGUGGCUGGUGGCUUUGUUGGUUUAGGGAACGUGUGGCGUUUCCCGUACCUCUGCUACAAAAAUGGUGGAGGUGCAUUCCUUAUUCCCUACUUCAUUUUCCUGUUUGGUGGAGGCCUUCCAGUCUUCUUCCUGGAGGUCGCCCUGGGCCAGUUCACUUCUGAAGGUGGCAUCACAUGCUGGGGAAAGCUGUGCCCCAUCUUUACUGGUAUUGGCUAUGCCUCCAUCGUGAUCGUGUCCCUGCUGAAUAUCUACUACAUCGUCAUCCUGGCCUGGGGCCUGUACUACUUGUUCCAGUGUUUUCAGCCUGAGCUGCCGUGGGCCAAGUGCAACCAGCCCUGGAACACGGAGCGCUGCAUUGAGGACACGUACCGCAAGAACAAAAGCCUUUGGCUACCUUCCAACUCCUCCAACUUCACAUCCCCUGUCACCGAGUUCUGGGAGCACAAAGUGUUGGGCAUCUCCAACGGCAUCGACGAGAUCGGCUCCAUCAAGUGGGACUUGGCUUUGUGUUUGCUGCUAGUCUGGGUCGUCUGCUUUUUCUGCAUUUGGAAGGGUGUCAAGUCCACUGGAAAGGUGGUCUACAUCACGGCCACGUUCCCGUUCGUCAUGCUCAUCGUCCUGUUGAUUCGUGGCGUGACCCUGCCUGGUGCCAGUGAGGGCAUCAAGUUUUAUUUGUACCCUGACCUCACUCGCCUGAAGGACCCAGAGGUGUGGAUCGACGCAGGAACCCAGAUCUUCUUCUCCUACGCCAUCUGUUUGGGCGCCAUGACGUCUUUGGGGAGUUACAACAAGUACAAAUACAACUGUUACAGGGACUGUUUGCUGCUGGGAGCCCUCAACAGUGGUACCAGUUUUGUGUCUGGCUUCGCAAUAUUUUCCGUCCUGGGCUUCAUGGCACAAGAGCAAGGGGUGGACAUUGCUGAUGUGGCAGAGUCAGGUCCUGGCCUUGCCUUCAUUGCCUACCCCAAAGCUGUAACCAUGAUGCCUUUCCCCACGCUCUGGGCCAUCCUCUUCUUCAUCAUGCUACUGCUGCUUGGCCUCGACAGUCAGUUUGUGGAGGUGGAAGGGCAGAUCACAUCACUGGUGGAUCUGUAUCCGUCCUUCCUAAGGAAGGGUUACCGCAGAGAGAUCUUCAUCGCUAUCCUAUGCUGCAUCAGCUACCUGCUUGGACUCACCAUGGUUGCCAAGGGUGGCAUGUAUGUGUUCCAGCUGUUUGACUACUAUGCAGCUAGCGGUGUGUGCCUUCUGUGGGUGGCAUUCUUUGAAUGUGUAGCUGUUGCCUGGGUUUAUGGCGUUGACAACUUCUAUGAUGCUGUGGAGGACAUGAUUGGCUACAGACCAAACCCUUGGAUGAAGUGGAGCUGGUCUGUUAUCACUCCUUGCUUGUGCCUGAGCUGCUUCAUUUUCUCUCUGGUCAAAUACAAGCCGCUGACGUACAACAAGGUGUACAAGUAUCCUGAUUGGGCCAUCGGAGUGGGCUGGACUUUGGCUCUGGCCUCCAUGAUCUGCAUUCCCAUGGUGGUGGUCAUCAAGAUCAUUCGAUCCGACGGGCCGCUCAUCGAGAGGAUCAAGGCGGUUGCCGCCCCCGUUCGCGGGGGAGCGAGUUCCCGCCCGGCAGACCACUGCAGCCCCCGUGACCUGGCGUACCAGGCGGACUCCAUCGGGAACAAGGGAACGCUGAUGAAGGGUCCCAGCCACACCAUCGUAGAAACCAUGAUGUAACGCGAGCGGGAGACGCUCUCCAUGAGAUCGCUCUCCUCCCCCCUGCUGUCCUUCUAAAGCUAAAGCUAACGAGCCUUCUGUUUUACUGUCUCUCCGUCCGUGCGUCUGUCUGGUGGAAUGAAAAGGGUUUUAAGGAGAAAAAAAAAAAAUCGCAUUUUUCAGGAAUACUUUGGGAGGAUAGAAAAACAUUUCCCAUAUGUCUCAGCUGAAGACGCAAUAAUUGAUUAGAUGCUGCUUCCAUUACUGGACAAGAACUUUGAUUCAAUAUUAAACCUGUUGGAUCCAA
Nerophis lumbriciformis (worm pipefish) is the source of this 2391-nucleotide messenger RNA. Its product is annotated as sodium- and chloride-dependent taurine transporter-like. Gene Ontology annotation, molecular function: taurine:sodium symporter activity; gamma-aminobutyric acid:sodium:chloride symporter activity. Gene Ontology annotation, cellular component: cell projection; plasma membrane. The record is from RefSeq and is a predicted model, not a curated record. Gene Ontology annotation, biological process: neurotransmitter transport; taurine transmembrane transport; amino acid transport. Lineage: Eukaryota; Metazoa; Chordata; Actinopteri; Syngnathiformes; Syngnathidae.